Messenger RNA from Bactrocera dorsalis (oriental fruit fly), 2131 nucleotides. RefSeq lists its product as uncharacterized. The transcript has a single exon. The record is from RefSeq and is a predicted model, not a curated record. Gene Ontology annotation, molecular function: single-stranded DNA endonuclease activity; metal ion binding; RNA endonuclease activity. Lineage: Eukaryota; Metazoa; Arthropoda; Insecta; Diptera; Tephritidae. Gene Ontology annotation, cellular component: mitochondrial inner membrane; nucleus. Gene Ontology annotation, biological process: apoptotic DNA fragmentation. Bases 188 to 2023 code for a protein of 611 amino acids.
UCGUGCGGCAAACGAAAGGGUUUAUAUAGGAGAACGCUUGGCAAGCACUUUAAUAAGCAGAGACCCACCGAGUGAAAAGUUAAUGAUUGUGAAAUAAUAUAUGACAGAAAAAUAAUCAGUCAAUCCGAAAUAAAGUUACUGUCAUUUCUUUUGAUUGUGGAAAUAAAAUAUAGGAGAAAAAAGAAAAAUGCAAAUAUCGUCAUUAUUUUGGUUGCUAUUUAUAAUUGUAACAUUAGUAAUUAUACUGAUUUUUAUCCAGCGGACUAAUGCAUACUUUAACAAAAAUCCGACUAAUGGACAAAGUGACAUUACCACCAAUGAACCGAUAAAUAGUGUUGAAUCAUCUAUCUUUAAUUUACUUGUUGAAACGAUAAUCAAAAUUUGUCAUAAAUAUGACGAAGUACCAUUUUCACCUUGUGGAAUCCAAGUCAAUGGCGACAUGCAACCCAAGCCUGAAGCACCCAUUAAAAAAAAUGCGACUAAUGGACAAAGUAACAGUACCACAAAUGAACCGAUAAAUAGUUUAGAAUCAGCAAAUUCUAAAUUACCAGUUAAACCGAUAACUAAAAGUUUGGAUAAAUAUCACGAAAAACAAUGUUUAUCUUGUGGAAUCAAAGUCAUUGAUGAUAUGGGCGACAAAUCGCCAAUUUUGAUGGAACCCAAUCAAUUUGAAUACUUGCUACCCAGUUCAAGUGGUGAAAUUGCCUUGCGCCCUGGUCAGUGGGUGCUACUGCUCUGCGCUGAUGGAUUUGCAGAACGGUUCGACGGACAGACUCUGCUGGCGCAAUAUAUCGGCGAAAAAAAUUUUAUUAUAAAAAAUCAAGUACGUAAUUUCUCAAAUAUUUUUUUUAAUUUUCUUAUAAAAAAUAAAAUAGCAAAUUUCUCAAAUAGAUUUUCAAAAUUUCUUAUAAAAAAUAAAAUAAUAAAUUUCUCAAAUAAAUUUUCGAAUUUUAUUAUAAAAAAUAAAAUAGUAAUUUUCUCAUAUAAAUUUUUAAAUUUUCUUAUUAAAAACAAAAUAGUCAAUUUCUCAAAUAAAUUUUCACAAUGUCUUUUAAAAAAGGAAAUAGUAAAUUUCUUAAAAAAAAAAUUAAGAUUUUUUAUAAAAAAUAUAAUAGUUAACUUUUCAAAAAUCAUGUGCAAAACAACUUCAACCCCUACACCAUUACGAACGGGACUUUGCUGCAGCGGCGAAGGCACCGAAUGGAUUUAUAUCGGAAAUAAAUUCAAUGAUUCAUUCCUAAUAACAAUGAAAGUGUGUUUUGACAAAAUUCGCCAAACCACUCUUUACGUUGAACACAAAAUAACUCCGGGAGGUAUUCACUACCGAAAACAUGUGCCGCGUAAAAACUUCACUUGCGAUGAUUUCUUUGGUGGUAGAAACAUUGACCCUCUUUACAGAAGUUCCAAACAAAUAAAGGCACUCAAACGUAUACUUGGAAAGGAUGUUUCGAUUUACGUGACAGCCAAAAAUUACCUGUCCCGUGGCCACUUGGUUGCCAAAGCUGACUUGAUAUUCAGUGGCCAACAAAAGUCCACUUUUUAUUAUGUGAAUGUAGUGCCACAAUGGCAGUCCUUCAAUGCCGGUAACUGGUCGCGCAUUGAGGAUGGAGUCCGUCAGUUCGCUCAUGACAGUAAUAGUACCCUACUCUGCUGGACUGGUACCUGGGGUGUUUGCACUUUGCCAGACGUAAACAAUAUACAACAGGAGUUAUACCUAGGGGACAAGAAUAAUGUCAUAAGAGUGCCGAAACUAUUUUACCGCAUUGUUAUCGAUGCUGAGUCUCGUAAAGGUAUCACUUUCGUAGGGGUGAAUAACCCUUAUGUGGCAAUUGAAGAACUGACAAUCGGAGGAUAUCUGAUUGGAGAGGAUAUAUCACACAAUAUUAAUUGGAUUAACUGGGAGAGGCAAAAUAUCGAGAAGGGUUACUGUUAUGCGUGUUCAGUACCAGACUUUGUAGAGGUCGUUAAAGGUUUGCCGUUGGUUGACUUAGAGACGACCGGAAUUUUGGGAUUGAAGGAAUAGCUAGUAUCAGAAUCUUUUUCGAUAAUAAUUAUAACCUCAAUAAUAUUUUUUUUAUACAAACUUAUUGAAAAAAAAAAUAAAUUUUAUUCUGCAUUAAGUGCGUGUGCC